AUGUAUGUGAAAUGGUUUGGUAUAGUAAUGUUUUACUAUGUGAUUUUAGUGAAUGUCACUUUUUGUAUUUUUCAAAUUUCCCGCCGUUCCGUCCCCUGUACGUCCCGACGCUCGCAGAGGACGGAACCCAGAUGACAGAUGCCUGCAUCCGCUGGAUUUCAUUGCCGGGGACACUGCAGGAGGGACAUCGUGGGAGCGCAGGACAAGGUAAGUGACCGAGGGAUCGCGGAGCUGCGCCGCAUGGUAAGCCCGAAUGUAGCUCGGGGUUACUGCUUGUGCUACACUCAGGAAUACCACCAGGGAGGCUACG
Messenger RNA from Staurois parvus, 310 nucleotides. The record is from the annotation of a GenBank genome assembly. NCBI's taxonomy places the organism in Eukaryota, Metazoa, Chordata, Amphibia, Anura, Ranidae.